AUGGUUCUCCUAUCUCUAAGAGGUCAUCCAGUUAGGAGAAAUAUUGAGGAACAAGGGGUACAAAAUGCACCAAAAGCGCAAACUAAAGGAGAAGUCACCAAUGCUGAAUUUCGUGAAGCUAUCCGGAUGCUAAAGCAAGCGGUGACCAAUCAAGUUGGACAAAGAGGAUCUCUACAAGAAGUGGGUGAUAGUUCGAAGAUCCGAGAGUUCUUAAGGAUGAAUGCUCCGAGCUUCAUUGGUUCGAGCACUAUUAAGGAUCUAGAGAAUUUUCUUGAGGAGAUGAAAAAAGGUAAGGAUAAUGUUGUUGUUGAUGCCUUUUGUAGAUUGUCUAUGGGAAAUACCACCCAUAUUGAGGAAGAUAAGAAAGAGUUAGCAAAAGAUGUGCAUAGACUUGCACAAUUCAUAGUUUGA
Solanum lycopersicum (tomato) is the source of this 411-nucleotide messenger RNA. The record is from RefSeq and is a predicted model, not a curated record. Lineage: Eukaryota; Viridiplantae; Streptophyta; Magnoliopsida; Solanales; Solanaceae.